GGAGAACACCAUCGUGCCAUUUUUUUUAGUGAUAAGAGUCUGAAUCUGCAGAUCUCCCAAAAAUCAGUCGGAAGGAAGCAAUGGCAGCGCCAGAUCACCUAUUCAGUCUCCGAAACAAUUUCUACUUGGGAGCUUACCAGGCUGCCAUCAACAACAGCGACCUUCCCAAUCUCUCCUCUGACGACGCCGUUGAGCGUGACUGCCUCGUCUACCGCUCUUAUAUUGCCCUCGGCAGCUACCAGCUGGUGAUCAAUGAAAUCGACAAUUCGGCUGCCACUUCGCUCCAGGCGGUGAAAUUGCUGGCCUUGUAUCUCUCAAGCCCAGCAAACAAGGAAUCCACUAUUUCAAGCUUGAAAGAGUGGCUGGCUGAUUCAGCCAUUGGAAACAAUGCUAUUCUGAGGCUGAUUGCUGGAACCAUAUUCAUGCAUGAAGAAGAUUAUAAUGAGGCUCUAAAACACACCAAUGCUGGAGGAACUAUGGAAUUGCAUGCAUUGAAUGUCCAAAUAUUCCUUAAGAUGCACAGGUCAGAUUAUGCAGAGAAACAGCUGAGGUACAUGCAGCAGAUUGAUGAGGACCACACACUAACUCAACUUGCAAAUGCAUGGUUGAAUCUGGCAGUUGGUGGUUCAAAGGUACAGGAAGGAUAUCUCAUCUUCCAAGAUUUCUCUGAGAAGUAUCCAAUGACAUCCUUGAUCUUGAAUGGGAAGGCAGUUUGUUGCAUGCACAUGGGAAACUUUGAUGAAGCUGAAACAUUGUUGCUUGAAGCACUAAAUAAGGAUGCAAAGGAUCCAGAGACUUUAGCCAAUCUAGUAGUAUGCAGUCUUCACCUUGGUAAACCCUCAUCACGUUAUCUCAGUCAAUUGAAACUUUCACAUCCAGAUCACAUGCUUGUCAAACGUUCAUCAUCUGCUGAAGAGAACUUUGAAAGAGCACUACAAUCAGUAGCUUGAUGUGCAGUUGGUCUUCGGCAACUGGGUGAAUGGUGUUUAUUUCAUCAUUGUCACAGCCGUCUUUUUUAUUAUUAUUAUUAUUAUUAUUGUUUGGGUUGUGUAACCUAUAAGAAGUACAUGAUUGUUAGGGAAAGUAUCUGUUGACUGAGAGCUCAAAUCCGAUGAGUAAUGGCUUUUCCCAAAUCUUUUUGAUAAGGAACAAUUGAUAUAUCACAAGGUCUAGUGAUUUCAUUCA
Molecule: messenger RNA, 1185 nt
Organism: Hevea brasiliensis (rubber tree)
Lineage: Eukaryota; Viridiplantae; Streptophyta; Magnoliopsida; Malpighiales; Euphorbiaceae
Product: coatomer subunit epsilon-1
Exons: 7
Coding region: 81-950 (289 amino acids)
Biological process (GO): retrograde vesicle-mediated transport, Golgi to endoplasmic reticulum; endoplasmic reticulum to Golgi vesicle-mediated transport; intra-Golgi vesicle-mediated transport
Cellular component (GO): COPI vesicle coat
Molecular function (GO): structural molecule activity; protein binding
Source: RefSeq, a predicted model, not a curated record